AACAAAGAUACUUUCCGACCAGAAAAUGGCGUAGACCUCUCAGAACAAGAAACAAAGCUMCCAUCCUAUUGGCUGACACCGGUGACGAAACUCUGCCUCGGUAUGAAGGAGGGCGCACACACCAGCUGGAUCAGCAUUAACCAAUCAGGAAUGUCCUUGUACGACGUCAUAAAGGAUGGAAACUUAAGAGAAGCAAAUCUGCCUAAGAGUAGUUGGAUGUCUCUUUUGGCUAACAGUUCUCUCGAGACUGAUUGCAUUCUCGAGGGCUUCAACGUUGACACAAAAAGAUACCCACGGGCUGCGAGGGCCCGUAUAGGAAUCAUUGGCUUUCAAAAGGACUGCAGUUUUCCAUCGAGAUCUCGUAUAGGGUACGGCACGUCGGGAGACCAUUACGGCAUGAAAGACAGCAACUCAUGUGGAAAUGAAGAUGGGAAUAAAAGUAUAUCAAUAAAAGCUUUUGGCUAUGUGCUUGUACAGUGACUCAAUGCAAUAGAGUAGUUUUCGUAUGACUGUGACAAGCUCAGCGCCGUAUGCGUGCCUUGUGCUGACCAUGAUAUUGGCUGAUGUUUUUUCUCGCGCCAUGUGAUUGGUCUGACAGUGCCGUGAUCUUGGCGUGACCGUGUGUUUAUGCCGGGUAUUUGAUUGGAUGGAGAGUAAUCCAUUUUUGGCGCAUGCGCAAUUUUCCGGAAGUGAAAUAUAAUCAAUGAAAAACAUGCUUUAAAACUGCUUUAAAACAGAGUCCUGUGUUUAUUUACCAUCAAAAUAAGAAUUAGAAAUCGGGAUCAUAUGUUUUUAAUUUUUGGCAAGUCUUUGAACGCUUGCACUCUUAUACCGGAAGUCCAAGAAAUCCUGGUAUCAAGAAAUGGAUUAUGCCAGAGCCCUCGUUCUUCGCCGCAGGCCAGAAAAAACGCAGGCUCUGGCUACGAGAUUGGGCUCUGGCAUAAUCCAUUAUUUAGCGCAUGCGCAAUUUUCAGAAAGUGAGAUAUAAAAGGUCAAAAUAAGCAAAGUAAAAAUUAAA
Molecule: messenger RNA, 1018 nt
Organism: Actinia tenebrosa (Australian red waratah sea anemone)
Lineage: Eukaryota; Metazoa; Cnidaria; Anthozoa; Actiniaria; Actiniidae
Molecular function (GO): oligosaccharide binding
Source: RefSeq, a predicted model, not a curated record